AUGGGCGCCGACCGCACCGACCUCGACCUCGCCGACCUCGACCGCGCCCACCUCGCCGACCUCGACCGCGCCGACCUCGACCGCGCCUACCGAGCCCGCGCCCACCUCAUUACGGCGCUGACGAUGGACUCGCGGAGCAAUGCAGCCGUGCACGACUUGUACGCCACGAAUGACGGCGAUGUGUGGGCGGCCACCGGCGACGGCGCUUGCACCAAAUGGACGGACAUUGCGACAGCGCCGGUCGUCGACACGGAGCUCUUCGGCCCGACGUACGACGCGGUGCACGGCGUGACGGGCUAUGGUAACAAGCUCUACACAGUCUCGCGCGACCGGGUGCUGCGCACGUACACGCUCGAGUAA
Molecule: messenger RNA, 360 nt
Organism: Saprolegnia diclina VS20
Lineage: Eukaryota; Oomycota; Saprolegniomycetes; Saprolegniales; Saprolegniaceae
Exons: 4
Coding region: 1-360 (119 amino acids)
Source: RefSeq, a predicted model, not a curated record